Messenger RNA from Peronospora farinosa, 771 nucleotides. The record is from the annotation of a GenBank genome assembly. Lineage: Eukaryota; Oomycota; Peronosporomycetes; Peronosporales; Peronosporaceae.
AUGACGAUGAGGAAUACGUCGGCCGUGUCUACACGCAGCAAUUCUCGCACUGUCAAGGAGCGACAACUCGCACUUGUUGAGGAUCCAGGACGAGAUUUACAGACUGUUAGUGCUCGAGAGCUACAGAUUGAUGACGAUUGGGAGGAGCGUCUUCAUUUACAGGUUAAUAUCAUGAACGUUGUUGGUACCGUGGACGUGAAAACGCCACUUGAUCUCAAGACAAUUGCACUACACGCACGUAAUGCAGAGUACAAUCCUAAGCGCUUUUCGGCAGUGAUCAUGAGACUGCGAGAUCCCAAGACGACGGCAUUAAUUUUUGGGUCUGGGAAGAUUGUUAUUACCGGUGGCACUAGUGAAGAGAGUUGCCGAUUAGCUGCGCGCAAGUUUACGCGUGUAAUACAGAAACUGAACUUCCCAGCCAAGUUUACCGAGUUUAAAGUUCGCAAUGUUAUGGGAACGUGUGACAUUCGCUUUCCCAUUCGUCUGGAAGGUCUGCUGAAUGACCACGCACGAUUUUCAAGUUACGAACCCGAAUUAUUUCCUGGACUCAUCUACAAGCUCGUGGAGCCCAAGUUGACGCUGCUCAUCUUCGUGUCUGGCAAGAUCGUACUUUGUGGCGCGCGUGACUCGAGCCACCUUCACCAAGCUAUUGACAAGAUGUACCCUGUGUUGCUGCAAUACCGCAAGAUGACGGCACCGCCGUCAUUAGUCACAGGGAAACCUAGUUAUGAGGAUAGUGAGGAUCUUGACCGUCUAGAGCCAGGAACUUAA